AUGUUCAGGCAAGUGGUUCGACCGUUGCAACGGGUAAGAUUCUACUCGACGGAGCCACCUUUGAUGGCCGAGGUGAGAAACUCACUCAAGGCAGCCAUGCGAAGUGGUGACAAUGUGGGCAAGACCACUAUCCGUGCGGUUAUGGCCGCAGUCAAGAACGCCAACAUUGAGAAACCUGACUCGGUUUCCACUGAUCUUGGUCUGCAUAGUUUGCUUAAUUCCUUGAUUUCGAAACGCGAAAAGUCUAUUGAGGAGUAUAUUAAAGGCAAGCGCGAAGAUUUAGCUGACGGGGAACGGGCUGAGAUUAAGGUGCUCGAGGCUCUACAGUCCAAGAUCCCUGUGGCUAGCAGCGAGGAAAUUGACGCCAAGGUUAAAGAAUUUAUCGAUGGGCUUGGUGUUGAGGGCAAAGUCCCCAUGGGCAAAGUUCUGUCCCAGCUAAACUGGCCUGAGGUUGAAGCGAACUGGAAAGCUUCACAAAAGUCCGUCGUCGCUUCGGUCAAGCGUGUUCUUGGUGCCCGAUCAUUUUCAACCAGUGCUCGUCAACUCAGCCAUGAAAACCCAUUGGGUAUCCCCCGUAGAAGGCACAAUCAGCCGAUAAUAUCGAAACAAAGAAUAAGGAAUGUGAAAAACAUUCUUUUAGUAUCGAGUGCCAAAGGAGGAGUGGGAAAAUCUACGGUGGCUGUAAAUUUGGCUUUGGGACUCUACAUGCAAGGUUACACCACCGGAGUUCUUGACGUAGAUAUUUUUGGACCGUCUAUUCCUACGCUUUUGCAAUUGGACGGAGAACCUAAAAUCACUGCCGAAGGAAACCUUGUGCCUCUAAUGAACUACGGAAUCAAGGCCAUGUCUAUGGGAUUUUUGGUUCCUCCGCAGCGUGCAGUGGCUUGGCGCGGGCUUUUAGUGCAAAAGGCUUUGCAGCAGCUACUUUUUGAGGUCGAUUGGGGGGAGCUCGAUUAUCUUGUUAUUGAUAUGCCGCCCGGCACGGGUGAUGUACAGCUCACCAUCGCCCAGCAGUUGGAGGUUGAUGGCGCUAUCGUUGUUUCUACACCGCAAGACAUCGCGCUUAUCGAUGCGGUGCGUGGAAUUGAUAUGUUUAAUACAGUUAAGAUUCCGAUAUUGGGAUUAGUACAGAACAUGUCGGUGUUUGUUUGUCCGCAUUGCGCCGGUACAACGCAUAUAUUCGGGCAUGAUGGCGCAGUGAUCGCGGCUGAAAAACGUGGCAUCACCGUACUGGCAAGUCUGCCUUUGAGCUCUGAUAUUGCGCAGGGUGGUGAUGGCGGCCUGCCAGUUGUUUUUGAAGACCCGAAACAAAGUCCGAGUGCGAAAGCCUAUUUAGACCUUGCAUCAACUGUUAGUGCCCAGCUGCAUGAAAUGCAGGUGGCAGCAUGA
Wickerhamiella sorbophila is the source of this 1389-nucleotide messenger RNA. RefSeq names its product Iron-sulfur protein IND1. Gene Ontology annotation, molecular function: carbon-nitrogen ligase activity, with glutamine as amido-N-donor; ATP binding; ATP-dependent FeS chaperone activity. Lineage: Eukaryota; Fungi; Ascomycota; Dipodascomycetes; Dipodascales; Trichomonascaceae. The transcript is spliced from 2 exons. Gene Ontology annotation, biological process: iron-sulfur cluster assembly; mitochondrial respiratory chain complex I assembly. The record is from RefSeq and is a predicted model, not a curated record. Bases 1 to 1389 code for a protein of 462 amino acids. Gene Ontology annotation, cellular component: mitochondrion.